AUGGCAGGCGUUGGCGUUGGUCCCGACCUGCAGACUGCAGCCUACAUCCAACAGAUCUCAGCACCACCUCCGCCAGGCUCUCCCUACGCUGUCCCCGUUCCCGGCACCGCGCUCGAGGACCGUUCUCCCAUCUACCGCCACUGGCGAUUCGCCGACAAGCCUCUGCUGUCUACCUACGUUCCCGACGAACGCACCUUUCACGAUCUCUGGACGAAGGCCGUAAAGCGCUUCCCCAACAACAAGUGCUUGGGCACGCGGCCAUGGAACCCAUCCACCAAGCGCUGGGAGGACAAGUACGUCUGGCAGACUUACGCUGAGGUAGCCGCACGCAGCAAGAACUUCGGAUCUGGUCUUUACGAGCUGCAUCGCCGCAUCGGCGUCCCGCCCGGCAAUCAUGGUGUUGGUCUUUGGAGUCAGAACCGCCCUGAGUGGCAGAUCGCCGACAUUGGUUGCAUCUCUCAGUCCAUGUUUUCUGUAUCCCUCUACGAAAGCCUCGGGCCCGAUGCUUCCGAGUUCAUCGUCAAACAUGCCGGACUUUCCUGCGUUGUGACCUCGCUGCCUCACGUUCCGAUCCUCCUAGCCCUUGCGCCACGCAUACCGUCUCUCAAGUUGAUCAUUUGCAUGGACUCCCUCGAUGGCGGCGAACCAGAUGGCUAUUCGAAAAAGGCGUUGUUGAACAGUAUCGCUGGGGAGAGCGGAGUGCAGAUCUGGUCGAUGGAUGGUGUUGAGGAGCUAGGAGCAAAGGUCGCACACGCCGUGCGUCCUCCUCGCCCGGAAGAUAUUAUCACUAUCAACUACACCUCCGGCACGACUGGCGAUCCAAAAGGUGUCGUACUGACACAUGCAAACUGUGUCGCUGGCGUCGCGAAUGCUCGCUCCAGUGGGAACUACACUUACAAAGACACCCACAUGUCGUAUCUACCCCUCGCUCAUAUUUUCGGGCGAAUGGUCGAUCAGGCUGCUCUGUCUGAGGGUGCGGCUAUUGGAUAUUUCCACGGAGACAUGCUGGGGCUGGUCGAUGACUUGAAGCUUCUGAAACCAACGGGUCUGAUAUCAGUCCCACGUCUACUCAAUCGGUUCAACAUGGGCAUUCGUGCGCAAACCCUCGAAGCCGAUGGUAUCAAGGGUGCACUCUCUCGCAAGGCUAUCGAGACAAAGAAGGCGAGCAUGAAGCUUCCACCCGGCAAGGCGACCAACAAGCAUUUCUUACUCGACCGUGUCUGGACUCCCAAGGUCCGGGCUGCUGUGGGCUUGGAAAGGUGUCGGUCCAUCGUCAGCGGAAGUGCGCAACUCGACCCGGAUGUUCAAGAGUUCCUGAGAGCUGCUUUUGGGAACAACUUUGGCUCGGGCUACGGUCUGACCGAGUCGUACGCUGCUGCUGCCUGCCAGGCAGAAGGUGACUUCUCAUUGGGCAACAAUGGCGGCCCAAUGCCUGGCGUCGAGAUUUGUCUCGAGUCCCAACCCGACCUCGAAUACUUGGUGACAGACCAGCCACGGCCCCGUGGAGAACUACUCAUGAGGGGUCCGAUCAUUUUCCGCGGAUAUUACAAGAACGAAGAAGAGACUAAGAAGGCCCUAGAGCCAGACGGAUGGUUUCACACGGGCGACAUCGUCGAGAUAGAUGAACUCGGACGCAUCAAGAUCGUCGAUCGCAAGAAGAACGUCCUCAAGCUGUCUCAGGGAGAGUACAUCUCCCCUGAGCGGAUCGAGAACGUCUAUAUGGGCAGCUCCAACUUGAUCGCCAAUGCUUUCGUCCAUGGAGAUUCCAGCCAAUCGGCGCUGGUCGGUAUUUUCGGAGUGGAUCCAGCUGCCUUCGGGCCCUUCGCCAGCAAGGUCUUGAAGAAGACGGUAUCGCCGGACGAUCUCGCGGCCAUCAAGGUUGCAGCCAAGGAUCCCCGAGUGGUCCAGGCCUUCCUGAAGCACCUUGAUGUCAUUGCAAAGAAGCACAAGUUCAACGGCUACGAACGAGUGCGGAACUGCAUUUUGGACAUUGAACCGUUUACCAUCGAGAACGAGUUGCUGACGCCUACCUUGAAACUCAAGAGGCCUCAAACAGCGCGGAAGUUCAAACCAGAGAUCGACCGCAUGUACGCCGAGAUCAAUGAGGAAGCCUCGAAGGUAAUGCCCAAGCUAUGA
Molecule: messenger RNA, 2136 nt
Organism: Anthostomella pinea
Lineage: Eukaryota; Fungi; Ascomycota; Sordariomycetes; Xylariales; Xylariaceae
Source: the annotation of a GenBank genome assembly